Parnassius mnemosyne (clouded apollo) is the source of this 654-nucleotide messenger RNA. NCBI's taxonomy places the organism in Eukaryota, Metazoa, Arthropoda, Insecta, Lepidoptera, Papilionidae. The record is from the annotation of a GenBank genome assembly.
AUGAAAGUCCUAACGGUACAAGAUAAGUCUGGCGCUGAAAACAGUGAGCCCACAGUUGAACUGGUAGACGUUAAGCUGACCAAAGAGGAAUUGAACAGAGGAUGUCCCCUCGGCGUCUCUCGCGUCACUGGUUCUGUAUAUGUAUGCGGAGCCCAUGCUCUACCUGGAGCCGUAAAGGCGCUUCGCCCUGGCCUGGUUAUUAGUGCGGCGCCGGAGCUACCCCCGCCGCCUGAAGAUUGCGUCCCCAGGCAUUUUGUGCCCUUGCUCGAUACUCCAAAUUCUGACAUGCACCCUUAUAUGGAAAGGGUUGCGGACCUUAUUAAUGAAGUGGUCAAACGAGGAGAAGUGGUAUUAGUCCACUGCGUGGCCGGUGUGUCCCGAUCAGUUACUUUGUGCCUGGCGUACCUUGUGAAGUGGGAGAGAAUGACGUUAAGGGACGCAUACCACCAUCUUAAACAAAGACGACCGCAAAUCCGACCGAACACGGGUUUCUUCAAACAGUUAAUAAAAUUCGAGGAGAGGCUCUUCAGUGAAGCAUCAGUGAAGAUGGUGUACUGUGAGGCCAUAGACAAGGAGAUACCCGACGUGUAUGAGCCCGACUACACCGCCAUGACGUGGUUUAGACAACGAUACGGUCCCAUUGAAAGAAGCUGA